ACACUUUCCUUCCAGGUGUCGGUCAUAUGGUGGGUGCAGGUAUAUACGUCUUAACAGGAACUGUAGCAAAGGAUAUCGCAGGACCCGGGAUCAUUUUAUCCUUUCUGCUGGCAGGUAUCGCAUGCCUGCUGUCAGCAUUAUGCUAUGCUGAAUUUGGCACCAGGGUUCCCAAAGCAGGAUCUGCUUACGUCUACACCUACAUUAGUAUUGGAGAGUUUUGGGCAUUCGUUAUUGGUUGGAAUAUUCUACUUGAACAUAUGAUAGGCGCCGCAUCAGUAGCUCGUGCAUGGAGUGGAUACGUGGACUCCCUCUUCGGCGGUAUUAUCAGCAACACCACCGUCUCCAUAACUGGCGAAAUGCACGAACAACUUCUGAGUAAAUACCCUGAUUUCUUGGCUUUUUUCGUGUGCAUCGUAUAUGCUUCUCUGCUGGGAAUCGGCGUCAAGGGUUCAACGGCUGUGAACAGCUUUCUCACCCUUAUCAACUUGGCUGUCAUGAUUUUGGUUGUGGGGGUUGGGUUUUACUAUGCGGACGAGUCCAACUGGACUAGCGGAAAAGGGGGCUUCCUUCCUUACGGCUUCGGAGGAGUCAUAGCCGGUGCAGCGACUUGUUUCUACGCAUUCGUCGGAUUUGAUAGCAUCGCCACAUCUGGAGAAGAAGCGAAAAAUCCCUCCUUUUCCAUACCUAUAGCGACGGUGCUCUCCAUGGGCAUCGUCACCUUGGGCUACAUUCUCGUUAGUGCCUCCCUCACUUUGCUAGUGCCCUACUACGAAGUAAAUCCGAAUGCUGCCCUUCCCGAGGCCUUCAGUCGCGUUGGAAUACACUGGGUGAAAUAUGCCGUUUCGCUAGGUGCAAUCUGCGGCAUGACCACAACACUGUUCGGCUCUCUAUUCUCCUUACCGAGAUGUAUGUACGCCAUGGCUGUGGACGGGCUGCUUUUCGAAUUCCUAGGAAACAUCAAUGCGAAAACUCAACUGCCACUUAUCAACCUGAUGAUUUCGGGGUUGUUCUCGGCCUUCAUAGCCUUAAUUUUUGACCUAGAGAAGCUUGUAGAAUUCAUGUCUAUAGGAACACUUUUGGCCUACACCAUAGUCAGUGCCUCGGUUAUAAUUUUAAGAUAUAGACCUAGCUUCGAGACCACUGUCUCGAAGCCUGUUUUAACUCCCGGAUCAGAAGCCUCGAGUACAACUUCCGAUAUGACUAGUCCAGUGUCCGAAAUCAUCGAUCUAACAGGAACCUUAAGGGUGCAGUACAGCUGGUUGGGUCCUGUUUUUGGGAACUACUCCCCUGGUUCCGUAGUUACUGCCUCAGUGUUCAUUUAUACGUUUUUCUCCUGUGCGCUCUGUAUACUUCUACAAAUUUCUACCAAAAAUUGGACUAACGGAAUAUGGUGGACCAUUAUCCUGACUACCGUUUUCUUACUGAUUAUGGGAGGAUGUUUAUUAGCGAUCACGGCUCAUCAUCAGAAUACCAUGGGACUGAGAUUCAAGGUGCCAAUGGUACCUUUCAUACCAGCUCUGAGCAUAUUAUGUAACAUCGAAUUUAUGGUUCAUCUCAAUAUCUUAACGUGGCUGAGAUUCUUCGUAUGGAUGGUUUUGGGUAUGCUGGUGUAUUUUCUUUACGGAAUUCAUCACAGUAAAGAAGGGGAAGGAAACUCGUCCUAUUCCAUUUUGAUGACAUCCUCGGAAGCGGUGAAAGAAAAAUGGGGUGCAACAAGAACAACCAUCAAAGGUGCUUUGACUCGGAGGAAAUUUUCUCUGGGUGAUAGAGGUGCAAUUAUAGAUGAAGAAUUCAGCACAGAAUGAAAAUUGAAUACGAUAGAAAUAUCAGCCUUUCAUCUAGAAUAUUUCUAAUAUCUGCAACGCAAUUUUGAUUGUUACCAUCACCUAGUUCAGUUUUUCAUCUAAUGUAUGAUGUGUUCUGCUACUACAACGCAUCAAUUUGGUACAUGAAAUUAUACAGGGUGGGCCAUCGAAAAGUUGACAUGGAAGUUUUGGGUACUAAUCUUGCAAAUCCGAAAAAACGCUCAGACAGGUCGACUUUCAUUGAGAGGGGGGCAGUUUUUUGCCCUAUUUACAGCGUCGUCACUUCAAUCCCAAAGCAGAGGGGUGAACAGUCCUUGGAAUUUUAAUAGGGAA
Leptinotarsa decemlineata (Colorado potato beetle) is the source of this 2138-nucleotide messenger RNA. RefSeq names its product cationic amino acid transporter 4. Gene Ontology annotation, cellular component: plasma membrane. The record is from RefSeq and is a predicted model, not a curated record. Gene Ontology annotation, biological process: amino acid transport; transmembrane transport. NCBI's taxonomy places the organism in Eukaryota, Metazoa, Arthropoda, Insecta, Coleoptera, Chrysomelidae. Gene Ontology annotation, molecular function: amino acid transmembrane transporter activity.